AUGAUGGACACGGAGGAUCAGUGGACACAGGCCUUGGCUAGCAACAACGUGAGGGCCAUCCUGCGCUGGAUAUGCAGCCUUUCAGCUGAAGUGGGAAAUGCUGAUGUGGAGGCCAGCCUUGCUACUUUCAGCAGCUGGGUCCAGAGGACGGCUGAAGUUUCAAAGAAGGAGUUACUCACCCUUUGCUUCAGCCGUUGCCAGGGCCUGUGGAUGUUCCUGGACCACAGCUGCUUCACCAGGGUGCACUUGCUGCUGCAGCGGCUGAGGAACCUGCUUACCCUGGCCCAGUGGGGGAGGAGGCAGAGCGGCCUGACACACUUCUGGCAUGGAUUGGGGAUCCCGUGUGUGGUCUGCAGGGCUGGGUGUGGAUCCUCAGCUGUGCGGCAGGACUACUGGAAUCGGAUACAUAGAGCUCUGAAGCAACACAUCUGGCUGGGUCGGCUUGUACAGUGGUGGGGCAUCACCGGACUCCUGCCCAAGUAUCCUGAGGCUCAAGAAAUGAAGCGGAUCUAUCAGAUGUGGAGAGAGAUGGAUCAGAACCACCGCAGAGCUGCCCUCCACACUCUUGGAUGGGAGGAGGAGGGAAGGGAAAGGUGGAAUUCACUGAUCCAGGGUAUGGUGGCUCAGAUGGACCAACAACAUGGGCCCAUAUGGAUUUCUGAGGACUGCACAGACCAGGGCUAUCCACCCCCUAACCUGCAGGCUCUUCUGAAGCUGGUGCUGGUGCCUCGCGUCAACAACAUGUCUGUUCAGGCCAUUCUCAUGUACUUCAUCCUGGACAUGGCACAUUUCCUGCAGUGCAAAGAUGACCUCCUGCAGUCCUUUUGCCACGCCUUCAUCAUCCCUCCCAGCUUCUCCCAGCAGAUCCGGGCCUUCUGGCUCCUCGACCAUGGACACUUAACGGUACCUUUGCUCUCACUAUAACUUUCAGUCUAUCGAUGUGUAUGUCUUCCUGGAUUUAGCAGGGCUCAACAGAGCCGACAGAUUUUCCUAUGGCUGUCAUUGCCUCUGUGUAGGGCUCCAUGGAGCUGCUGCUGAGCCCCAGGUCUGAACCACCAUGGUUCUCCUGGCAGCACCACUGCAUCAUCCACAGCCUGCUGAGGAGAAAGCAGCUCCGCUUGGCUCUGAAGUACAUCUACUGGACCAGA
This is a messenger RNA of Oncorhynchus masou masou (cherry salmon), 1148 nucleotides long. Its product is annotated as protein ELYS-like. The transcript is spliced from 7 exons. The record is from RefSeq and is a predicted model, not a curated record. The coding region runs from base 1 to 924 and encodes 307 amino acids. Lineage: Eukaryota; Metazoa; Chordata; Actinopteri; Salmoniformes; Salmonidae.